ACCAGACCGGACCGUUCUGCUCCGGGUAGAACCCGAACCGGACCAUGGGGACUCAGGGACCGGGACGGAAGCGGAUCCCGAACCUGGAGAAGCUGACGGCGGAGGACGAUGCCCUGAACAGCAUAGCGAGAGAGGCAGAGGCUCGUCUGGCAGCGAAGCGAGCGGCGAGAGCCGAAGCACGAGAGAUCAGGAUGAAAGAACUGGAACGACAACAGAAGGAGCUCUACCACAGCCAUAAGAAGUAUUAUGGUCUGGAUAAUAAGUGGGGCCACAUUGAACAGUGGAUGGAGGACAGUGAGCGCUACUCUCGUCUAUCUCGGAGACAUGCAUCGGUCUCAGAUGAUGAGGAGAAGUUGUCCGUUGGCAGCAGAGGAAGUCUGAGGCCGUCGGACUACAGCGGGGUUCUAGGUUCCGGUUCUAGAACCUCCUCCAGGGCCAGUUCUGCUCGAGCCAGUCCCGUGGUGGAGGAGCGACCGGAGCGAGACUUCAUCGACAAAGGUUCUCGGACGGCGUCGACUCUCUCUGCAGCCACGCUGGCGUCUCUGGGCGGAGCUUCCUCUCGCAGGGGAAGCUGUGACACGUCGUUCUCCGUGGAAACGGAGGCGUCAAUCAGAGACAUGAAGGACUCUCUGGCGGAGCUGGAGGAGCGGUACCGCCGUGCGAUGGUGUCCAACGCUCAACUUCAUAACGACAAGUCGACUCUGAUGUACCAGGUGGAGACGCUGAAGGAGGAGCUGAGCGACCUGGAGGAGCUGCUGUGGGAGGAGCGACGCACCUGCGAUGAAAGGUCAAAGGACCUGGAGCGUCAGCGGCAGAACAACAGCGUCCUGCAGUUCCAGCUGGGCGGAGCCACGGAAACGCUGCGACGGACGGAGGAGCUGCUGACGGAUCUUUCUCAGCUUCGUCUUCAGUCUUCUUCGUUUUCUCAGCAGAUUUCUGAUCUUCAGGAAACUCUGGAGUGGAAACACAACAGAAUUCUGGCACUGGAGCGUCAGAGGGAAAUCUCCGACAUCGUCGAGAUCGAACGUGACCGUCUACGAGGUGAAGUCGUCCAACUGCGAAGUUUACUGAAGGAACAUGGAGUCGUCGUCUCAGAUGACGUUACGACCAAUGGGGAAACGGAACAGAACGAUGCAGAGGAUGAUGUCAGCGCACAGUCUGCAUCCCGAUUGGCUGAGGAGGCGUCACAUGGUGGCAGACAGAGCAUGAUGGGAAAAGUCAGAGAUCAGGAUGUUCUUCAGACGGACGCAGAACGCCAAAACCCCACAGGAAGUUGUCCACAAAACUGGACGUCCUCCUCCAGUCAGAGGUUCCGGAACGAAGAAAAAAAUGCAGAAAUAUUUUCCGUCCAACCACCUCCAACAUCGAGGAACGACGAAAGUCCAACCGAUACCUCUCCCUCACAAAGUCUUAAACCAGAUCUAAAGGAAGACCGGUUCAGAGUCGGUUCUGUAUCUGAAUGUCUGCUCGUAAGCGACCGAACUGAAGACGGGGCCUCUGGGCAUGGUUACUGUGACGACCGUUCACCGCCCGUCCUCGUCAGGACAUUCACGGACCGGAUCCUUUUGGAAGAGCUGCUCAGACGGUUUCGACAACACCAGAAUUUCGCGGAGGAGUUCUCCGAAAGGUUCCCAGAAAUGUCGGAAUGUCUUCACCGGUGGGUUUCGGGUUUAGAGGAACCACGGGGAGAACAUUUGAAGCGGUCUGUUGAAGGUGGACGGCCACCGCAGACCCUGGACCGUUCGGAACGUCCCACUCCCGGUGUCUCCAUGGAGUCGACAAACGAAGGACGUAAAGACAUUUUGGCACAGAACAACCAAGAACGUCCCAAAGAUCCCACCGAAAAACUCACGAUGACGAGGACAGGUUCUGAUGUGCGACGGAGUGCAGAGACGGAACACGUAGAAGACUUUGUCCUGGUGGAUUUCUACUGCACGGAACGGGUCCAAACCAGGUUCAGGGACCCCAGAGGAAAGACCACCACGGCCCGACACCGGGAAGAUGCCGACCAGAGACGGAGUCCACCAGGGAACCCAAAGGCAUCGACCGACUCUCAAAGUUCAAAGGUCAGAAGAGGUGGGAUGAAGGUGACGGCUGUUCCUGAUUGGUCCAGUGAAGGCGGAACCGCUGAGGAGUGGACGGGACUGAGCGGUUUGACGGACAGCUGUGAAGAGGCCGACGAAGAAGCAGUGACGCCGCAGGAUCGACCGUCGACCGAAAAAGUCUUUCAGAGAACACGAGAGAAACCCAGAGGAAACUGUAGGAUCUGCUAGGUGUUCCACAGACCGGGGGGGGUUCUACCAUGUGAGAGCAGUGACCCCCAGGAGAACUUCGGCUGAAGAAACUGUUUGAAGAAAGACAAAGUUUACAGGACCAGGUGAGACUGUUAAAGACUCAACUGGACGGCAGACAGAGCAGGGGGGCCGCCGUGGUCCAGGAUCCAGAGGGG
Sphaeramia orbicularis (orbiculate cardinalfish) is the source of this 2449-nucleotide messenger RNA. Its product is annotated as leucine-rich repeat flightless-interacting protein 2-like. Bases 45 to 2273 code for a protein of 742 amino acids. The record is from RefSeq and is a predicted model, not a curated record. Gene Ontology annotation, molecular function: DNA-binding transcription factor activity, RNA polymerase II-specific; RNA polymerase II cis-regulatory region sequence-specific DNA binding. The transcript is spliced from 17 exons. Gene Ontology annotation, biological process: regulation of transcription by RNA polymerase II. NCBI's taxonomy places the organism in Eukaryota, Metazoa, Chordata, Actinopteri, Kurtiformes, Apogonidae.